UCCCCUCCCUGCUUCACGGCCGGGGGUGUGCUGGCUAAGUUCGCUCAUCUGCCAAGCUUCGGGACACAGACCUAUGUGGGCAAGCGAUAAACAAAUGCAGAUAAAUGUAACUUUCCACAUUAGCUAAAAAUGCAGAGAACGUCAAGCCCAGGGAAAUGGGACGGGUCCCAGUUAGUCCGCGGCUCCAAUCUGGUUCCCCCACCCACCCCGCCAACCCCGAGCCUCGGGGCGAGAGAGGAAGCGGCUCCGGAUGGAGAGUAAAGUGACAAUCGGAGAAGGGCAGGCUGCCUUUCCUCCCGGGGGAGCCGAGGGGACCUGCAGAGGGCGGUUUCUCUCCGCUUUUCCUGUCCCACCCCGUCGGCCUGCCCCCCACCCCCUCCGGCCUCUGCGCCAACCUCGCGCGCCACCCGCGGCUUCCUCCGCUCGGGGUCCUCGUUCGGCCUCUGCCGGCCUCGGCGACUCCGCGGUGCCCGCCCCCGUUGAGUUCAAAAGGACGCGCGGAGUGGCGCCGGCCCUUCCCCUGCAGCCCGUCGGACUGGAAAGAUCUGCCUCUUCUCCAAGGAACUCAACCACUAGUGACAAUGACCAGCCGCCUGACCACUCCUUCUCCAAGAGAAGAACUGAUGACCACCCCAAUUUUACGGCCCACUGAGGCCCUGUCCCCAGAAGAUGGAGCCAGCACAGCACUCAUUGCAGUUGUUAUCACCGUUGUCUUCCUCACCCUGCUCUCGGUCGUGGUCUUGAUCUUCUUUUACCUGUACAAGAACAAAGGCAGCUACGUCACCUAUGAACCUACAGAAGGCGAGCCCAGUGCCAUCGUCCAGAUGGAAAGUGACUUGGCCAAGGGCAGCGAGAAGGAGGAAUAUUUCAUCUAAUGAUUCCCAGGCCCCAAGGAGCUUAUUCCUGGCUCCAGCGCUAACACGUUGACUGCUUAUUACGGGAAAGUUUUCUCUGAAGCCAGGGAGAAGCAUUGAUAGAUGUGGGCAAAUCCAAGCUCCAGCCAGGUCACAGUCCCAAAUGCCGACAUCACUGACUCCAGGGACCAGGGACAUGGAGAAAGCUGUUUAUGGUAUCUUUAACCAGGCGCUCUUAUUAGAGCCGGUGUCUGUGACUGGCCAACAAGAUGUGGCUAUGCCAGGGGACAUCUGAGUAUGUGCCCAGUCAUCUUUUUUCACAGGUUGAAGGGAGAGAAAAGAUUUUGAGUUAGGGUCAUUGGCUGCUCUACUCUGUCCCCUACCUGGUCACCUAGUGAUAGCCCCAGUGGAGAUACUGUCCAUACAAGGUCUUCCCAGAGGCUGGAUCCCACAGUAAAAGGCCAGGCCAGGAGGGGUAGGACACUAUGGAGAUCUUACCUCCUGAUAAAUGUGCUACAUCCCCUAAUCUGAGCCCUUCCUUUCUGUGUUCCCCAACAACCUCAUGCUUACGUGAUUUUUAUCCAAAUUAAAAGUUUUCAUUGCUACAGAAA
Messenger RNA from Symphalangus syndactylus (siamang), 1465 nucleotides. It is a transcript of the gene SMAGP, whose product is annotated as small cell adhesion glycoprotein. The record is from RefSeq and is a predicted model, not a curated record. Lineage: Eukaryota; Metazoa; Chordata; Mammalia; Primates; Hylobatidae.